Molecule: messenger RNA, 1215 nt
Organism: Penicillium brasilianum
Lineage: Eukaryota; Fungi; Ascomycota; Eurotiomycetes; Eurotiales; Aspergillaceae
Source: the annotation of a GenBank genome assembly
AUGCCUGAACCAACUAGUCUGUCCUUUGAGCUCUUUCCGGACAGAAUCCGGCAAAGCUCAGCCAUUGGGGCAGACAUCAAGUUGCCCCUUGGGAUGCCAAUUUUGAAUCCAGAGGAGCUAAGCGAGACGGACAAGGCAACUUUGAGAAAAGCACUCUUUGGGAACCAAGUUGUUGUGAUCCGAAAACAGAAGGGAAUCGAUCCCACUGCACUUCCUAAACUUGCCAAGAUUUUCGAUCCAAACGCAUCUGAUAUUCACUCCGCGGGGGAGAAACCUGUGAGCAACCCAAAGAAUAUUUUAUCGGCAUACAAAGCUGGCAGAAUACCAAGGGCCCCACAAGUGGGAAUUAUUGGCUCGGGAAAAUUUCACGAUUAUGAGGGAAUCAAAGAGCUUGAGGUCGUGCAUUUGGACCAUACUCUCUUCCACGAGGAGCCUCUCAACCAAGAUAGCCUAGAGCAAGGGUAUACUCGCCCAUACAGGUGGCACAUGGAUACUCCGUUCUAUGAAAGGUUGCCGGGGGAAGUGACUAUCCUCCAUUCGAUCCGAAUCCCCAACCUGCCCGAUCAAAAGAUCAAGUUCUCUGACGGGGAGGAGAAGGAAAUUGCUGCUGGGGCUACUGCGUUCUUCUCGGGCGCUCGUGCGUUUGAGCUUCUAUCUCCGGAGGAGCAAGAGUUUGCUCUUAACACCACGGUCACAUAUGCCCCCCAGGCGUACGAGUAUAUCAGAAAGUGCAAAUCGUCUGAAGAUGGGUUGACAAUUCCAAAUUUUGGACGUGAAGUACCAAUUGAGAAUUUGUCUGAAUGGGAGUGGAACAAGGUCGCUGAGCACCCUAUGGUUUGGCAAAAUCCCCUCAACCCAGAUCGACCUUUUCUACAGGUCCAUGGUUGCUGUGUGUAUAAACUUACCACCCGCAACCCCCAAACUGGGGAGAUCUCGAUCAUGGACGAUGUCGAGCAAGUAAGGAAGGUAGUCUAUGAUAUGCAAAGAAAGAUUUAUGCGGCAUCAAAUAUCUAUGCACACCGCUGGGAGGAAGGGGACUUGGUCAUCUUUCAUAACCGGGGAGUUAUGCACAGCAUCACUGGUCAGCUUUCACAGCACAAGGGUGACGAGGAUAAAAGACGGCUGCUAUGGCAAUGUACAAUGACUAGCACAACUCCGCCCAAGCCGUUCCGGGAAUACGAGGGGGUCAAUGACACUGGGUAUUGUAAGGCUUAA